CUUCCAGGUAGGCGGGGCAGCCGGGAUGUGGCUCUUUUCCUCCUCGCUCUGCUAGGUCCCAACGCCCGCCGGGUUCUUCGAGCUCCGUUGGACAACUUCGGCUGCCAUGGCUCUGCUGGGCCGCCUUGGAGCCUUCCUGCAGCGGGCCGUGGAGUCGGAGGAGGACCCUGUGGACCUCGCCGCCGCCUUCACCCAGCACUGGAAAGGCCUCACCCACUACUACCUGGAGGCCACAGACGAAAGCAAGCCGGCCAGAGAGACGGACAUCCCUUGGCACCUGAAGCAGAUGCUGGACAUCCUGGUCUUUGAGGAGAAGCAGCAAGCGUCUGCCGGGGAGACGGGGCCCUGCCUGGAGUUCCUGUUGCAGCACAAAGUCCUGGAGACCCUGGGCACGCUGGGCAGAGCGGAGUAUCCUCCUGGGAUGAGGGCUCAGGUGCUCCUCUUCUUCAGCCGCCUCCUGGGACAGAUGCAGUGCCCUUUGCUGCACUACCUCAACGUGCACAGACCUGUCCAGAGGCUCCUUCAGCUUGGGAGUGACAGCCUGGGCCCCGAUCCCGAGAAGGAAGCCAUGCAGUUGGUGGCUGUGCUGUGUGCCAAGAUCCGCCAGGACCCUUCCCUGCUCCCCUGCGUUCUGGAGGACAACGGUGUCGCUGAGCCCUGCCAUCUCCAACCAUCAGUGGCUGAAGCAGACUUGGGCUCUCCAAAGGAAGGGGCAAGUGGGGCACCCCCAGCGGAGCCUUCCUCCUUUGCCCAGAACCUGGUGGCCUCUCUGGUCAGCUUGUGCAAGAGCCAGAAGAGGAGGAUUGCCCUGAAAGCCCAGGAGAACCUGCUGCUGCUCUCCAGCGCUGACCAUCCAACGGCCGGCCUGGCCUUGACGCGGGACGGCAGGCUCAGCGCCCUGGUGACCGACCAGCUCCUCGCCCUCCACAGCGCCCUCCCGGAUGCCCUCAGCCCUGCCAACAUCGCCCCUUUUCAGCCGGUCAGCUGGAGGUGCCAGAGCAGCCCCGCUGAGGAGGAGAAUGCCUUCCCCGGACAGGCAGACCUCGAGGCUUUCCUCGGCUGGCUGGACCUCUGCGAUUGCCUGGUGAAGGAGGCCCACCCGGUGGUUGCGGAUGCCGUGAGGGAAGCCGUGGUGCAGAGGCUGUUUGUGGGGCGGCUUCAGCCCCAGCUCCUGCAGAUGGAUGAGCGCGGCCUCCUUCUGACCACGGCUCUCCUGACCCUUCUGGUGAGGCAGGUCCGGGCCCCUGCCCUCCUCCGGGAACUGACCGUCUUCCUUCUGGGGGGCGAGGAAGACCCAGAGACCCAGCAGCAGCAGCACCAGUCUCUCCUGCGCUCCCAGCUGAUCGGGCGCUGCAACCAUCUGUCUGAUGAGAUCAGCAUGGGCACCUUGCGGCUCUUUGAGGAGCUCCUCCGUCUCCCGGAGCCCCUCGUGCUCCAGACCCUGGUGCUGGGCAGCCUGGAGGGACGCGGCUACGUCCUGCGGAGCCUCCCCGGGCAGGAAGAGCCCGUUGCCCGGGAGCCAGAGCCGCCCUGCGAGGAUGGGCUGGACCUGGAGGAAGACCCCUACUUCAUGGACGGCCUCCCAAGUUCCAGCUUCCCGGCCUCUGCAAAGGCCAAAACCACCGCUGUUUCUGCUCCGAAGCCGAGGACGCAGCCUGGGGAGCGCAGAGACGUCAAGGAGGUGGUCAGCAGCUUCCUUUGCCUGGUUCCUAGUGAGGCCAAGACCUCGACUUACCUGGAGGAGGCAGGAUAUGACACCUACGUCCACGAUGCCAGUUUGCUGUUUAAGGAAUGCUCUGCAAAUGCUGCCCGAUGGAACUGGCCCCGGGCCCCUCGGCCCCUGGAGAGCUGCCCCGAAGGGCCCGGCUUCUACGAAGGCGACUUCCUGAAGGUGCUCCUGGACCGCCUGGCACGGAUCCUGGACCAGCCCUAUGCCGUGAACCUGCAGGUGACCUCGGUGAUCUCCCGCCUGGCCCUUUUCCCCCACCCGCACCUUCACGAGUACCUGCUGGACCCCUACCUCCCUAUGGCCCCCGGUUGCCGGACCCUCUUCUCGGUCCUGAUCAGGGUGAUUGGGGACCUGAUGCAGCGGACCCAGCGCAUCCCCGACUUCCCUGCCCAUUUGCUGCAAGUCCGGAGGCAGCUGAUGGGGCUGGUCCCCCAAGACUCUCGGAUCGCCCACCGGAUGCUGCUGGAAGGAGUGGUCAUCCUGGAGGAAUUCUGCCGGGAACUGGCCGCCAUCGUCUUCGUCAAGUCGGUGCCGGAGGAGGGACCUGCCUGACGCCCCCAGACCCAGAACAGAUCCAGGUGCCCAUUGGCCGCCCAGAAGGACGGGUCAGCCGGAGGACCACUAGCACCAACCUUCUCUAAGAACCGUGGGAGAUGGGCUCCAAUUCCAGACAUUUCUGGCAGCCUCCGGGGCUCCUCCUCGCCUGGGAUCGUGGACUAGACAAUGGACUAGAGAUAGGAAGCCAAAAGCCAGACCCAAGGAGCAUUUGCAGCCUCCUGCUUCCUUCUUGAGUCAAUAUUGUGCCUCUGCAGCAGCCCAGUCCUCCUUUGCUCCAGGAAAAGAGGAAAGUUUGAAACCCAUUCUUGGAUUCUUGGACAUCUUAGAGGAACGGCCUCGGAUUCUCCCUUUCUGGUUCUGCUGGGGAUUUUUUCUCCUACAGAAAAGGGCCGGUUUUAUCUUGAAUGGUACCGGCUGCUGGCAAAGCCUCUGUUCCAAUCUCCCGAUAAAAGGGAGGACUCUCUAAGCUCCGGACCUUUGCCUGUGGGGCCUCCAGCGCCUUUCUCCCAGUUGUCUCAGUUGUGGACAGAACUACAGACUUUCCGACCAGACCCAGGAUGCCGUUCUACCUGCUUGGGCUUCUGGACUCUUGCUCCUUUUUGCACAGUUAGGUCUCAAUCUGUUGCUUCCCACUGGAUCUGUCGGGACUUCAUUUCCACUGAUGCGGCAGGUUUCCUCUCUCCGGGAGCCAGCAAUGGGAUUUCGGUCUUCCUUGGCCAUUCUUUGAAUCAGACCUACUCAGGAAGAAUGAUUUGCGUUCAGCUUUUUAAAUCUUACCUUCCAGGAAAGUCGUCUGCAGGCUGUUUUUCUGACAAUGGCACCCUCUGAACCAGACGCAGCACUUGAGAUGAACCACCCGUGACGAAUGGGGUGGUGCAGCGGACACUUUGCACAGACCCUUGUCCAAACAGUGAGAGACCCAGACCCAAAUGUUUUCAGCCAGUCCCUGGCCGCUUUGGGCCUGCAGUCUUCCAUGCAACAAGCCAGGAAGGUGGCCUACUUCUCAGGCAUGCCUCAAUAAACCCCAAGCCUGUGCUAAA
Anolis carolinensis (green anole) is the source of this 3327-nucleotide messenger RNA. RefSeq names its product FHF complex subunit HOOK interacting protein 2B (gene fhip2b). Lineage: Eukaryota; Metazoa; Chordata; Lepidosauria; Squamata; Anolidae. The record is from RefSeq and is a predicted model, not a curated record. Bases 107 to 2281 code for a protein of 724 amino acids. The transcript is spliced from 17 exons.